Molecule: messenger RNA, 2422 nt
Organism: Pristis pectinata (smalltooth sawfish)
Lineage: Eukaryota; Metazoa; Chordata; Chondrichthyes; Rhinopristiformes; Pristidae
Gene: ache
Product: acetylcholinesterase
Exons: 4
Coding region: 218-2008 (596 amino acids)
Biological process (GO): choline metabolic process; acetylcholine catabolic process
Cellular component (GO): plasma membrane
Molecular function (GO): acetylcholinesterase activity
Source: RefSeq, a predicted model, not a curated record
GUUCAAACGACAUAGCCGGCAAAUAAGGUUGAUAGUCUGUGCGACUCAGCUUAUCGCUGAUAGCGCGACUACCUGAAUCCAGUGUGUGCCUGUGCAUUGUCUGUCUCUAUACAGAUUUCCAACAUUUGCAACUUUUUGAUUUUCAGAAAUUCAGGAAUUGUUUUUAUUCCCCUCUGCCCUUGCUUUUCCUUUCAGUUCCAAAACAGUUGCAAGAAAAAUGAAUGUGCUUGUCACCUCAGUGUUGGGUGUGCUUCUGCACUCUGUAGCCGUGUGUCAAUCACAACAAAACUCCGAGCUCCUAAUCAACACCCAGUCAGGAAAAGUCAAGGGAACAAGAAUACCAGUCCUUUCCAGCCACAUCAGUGCUUUUCUUGGAAUACCAUUUGCAGAACCUCCAGUUGGGAACUUGCGGUUCCAGAAACCCAAGGCCAAGAAGUCCUGGUCAGGAACCUGGGAUGCCACAUCCUAUCCCAAGAACUGCCAGCAGUAUGUUGAUAAUCAGUUCCCUGGAUUUCCCGGUUCGGAGAUGUGGAAUCCGAAUCAGGAGAUGAGUGAGGACUGUUUGUACCUCAAUGUUUGGGUGCCUUCUCCAAGACCAAAAAAUGCAGCUGUCAUGGUGUGGGUCUUUGGAGGUGGUUUCUACAGUGGCACCUCAACAUUGGAUGUCUACGAUGGGAAGUACCUUGCUCACACUGAGAAGGUGGUGGUGGUCUCCAUGAACUACAGGGUAGGUGCUCUUGGUUUUCUCGCCCUGCAUGGCAAUGAAGAGGCACCAGGGAAUGUGGGCCUUCUGGACCAGAGGCUGGCUUUGCAAUGGGUGCAGAAGAACAUCCAGUUCUUUGGUGGUGACCCAGGGACAGUGACUAUUUUUGGAGAGAGUGCUGGCGGUGCCUCUGUUGGUAUGCACCUGCUAUCCCCAGACAGCAGAGACCUCUUUCACAGGGCCAUCCUUCAGAGUGGCUCACCAAAUUGUCCAUGGGCGACUAUCUCUCGAACCGAAGGACGCAGGAGGGCAGUGGAAUUGGGAAAACUCCUUAAGUGUAACAUCAAAAAUGACAGAGCAUUAAUCCGCUGUCUUCGGGCAAAGAAGCCCAAGGAAUUGAUUGACCAAGAGUGGAACGUCCUUCCCUACAGCAGUAUCUUCAGAUUUCCCUUUGUUCCCAUCAUUGAUGGGGACUUCUUCCCAGAAUCCCUGGACACUAUGCUGGACGCGGGCAACUUCAAGAAAACUCAGGUCUUGUUGGGCGUCAAUAAGGAUGAGGGUACAUUUUUCCUUUUGUACGGAGCGCCAGGUUUCAGCAAGGACUCGGAGAGCAGCAUCACCCGCAAAGACUUCAUGUCAGGGGUCAAGCUAAGUGUUCCUCAUGCCAAUGAUUUGGGGUUGGAAGCUGUAGCCCUACAAUACACGGACUGGAUGGACGAACACAAUGGUAUAAAGAACAGAGAUGCGAUGGAUGACCUAGUGGGGGACCACAAUGUCAUCUGCCCCUUGAUGCACUUUGCUCACAAAUACUCUGAGUUUGGCAACGGCAUCUACAUGUACUUCUUCGACCAUCGAGCCUCCAACUUGGCGUGGCCAGAGUGGAUGGGAGUGAUCCACGGCUAUGAGAUUGAGUUUGUCUUUGGACUGCCUCUGGAGAAGAGACUAAACUACACACCAGAGGAGGAGAUGCUGAGUAGGAAGAUAAUGCGCUACUGGUCAACAUUUGCAAAAACUGGAAACCCAAAUGAAUCUCCUUCAAAGGAGAACAGUUGGCCUCCAUUCACCACCAGUGAGCAAAAGUUUAUUGACCUCAACACAAAGCCCAUCAAAGUCAACCAACGUCUCCGAGUUCAGACAUGUGUAUUCUGGAACCAGUUCCUCCCCAAGCUCCUUGACGUUGCAGAGACCAUUGACGAGGCAGAGCGCCAGUGGAAGAUGGAAUUUCAUCGGUGGAGCUCCUACAUGAUGCACUGGAAGAACCAAUUUGACCACUACAGCAGGCAAGAGCGCUGUGCUGAGCUGUGAGCUUUGCAUUGCAGGUAGCCGUGAGGCAGAGAGCAGAGUCUGAUACUGACCAGACACCCAGUCUAGUUCCUGGUGACACUACAUGGCCCUCUGCACCUACCAACAAACCUUGCCUUUGAGACUGCUCCAAUGCAACCCAUCCCUCCCCUACCUGGACUCAGUCACACAACCUACUCCUCUCAUGCAAUCUCACCAUCACUCGUAAAUCUUCGGCUGCCACUCCUAUGGCCACACAUCUGUUUACUGUUGUCUUACUGUCCUCCAGCCCACCCACUGCAUGUUUCUGUCACGCCAAACAUUCUCUCUCAUGUGCACUCAGAUCAAUUUUCUCUCCCCCAAACACUUUCCCCUCCCCACUCUCUGCCAUUAUCCUCAUCACCCACUCUCUAUCUCUCCCCAUAUCUUGCUCCACUC